CCUAAGCAAAUGCAAGUACAAACUCUUGAAACCACUGCAAGUUUGGUAUUUCCUUUACCCUAUAGAAAGCUACUCCUAAUGCUCCCAAUAUAUCCAAACCAAGGCAAACAAGAUACCAAACUUUACCAUCUCCAACUUUGCAUAGAACCUCAUCAAACAUAAAACAACCAAAGGGAAACACAGAUGUCUUCUGCAACUACUACUUCCUCAUGCCAAGACCAAAUACAUGGAGCAGAGAUCGCACCAGCCCACUGGUAUGGCUGGUUGCCAUCAUCUGUGCUGUUCUUGCCAUCGCCGUCAUCAUCGCCGGCAUCGUUGUCUUCGCAAUCUACAUGAUCUACCAGCCCAAAAUUCCUUACAUUCACAUCACAUAUGCUCACCUGAACAAGCUCGAUUAUGACCAGACUGGCUCACUCGACAUCGAAAUGGCUCUCACCAUCACCGCGGAGAACCACAAUGCGAAAGCUGAUGCAGGGUUCUCUGAAGCCAAAUUCAUCCUAUUGUUUCAUGCCAUAGAAAUUGCAGAGCUCCGAGCUGAUCCCUUAGAUGUCCCAAACAACAGCUCAUUGCCUCUGAAUUAUGUUGUCCAGUCUGCAGUGAUUCCACUUGAUGAGGGAGCCAGGGAUGAGAUGGAUAUAGCUCUGAAGCAGCAGAAAGUUACUUUUAGUCUCAGUGGGCAAACAAGAACAAGGUGGAGGGUAGGGAUAUUUCUAUCUGUGAAGUUUUUAUUGCAUCUCGCUUGUCAGCUUCAGUUUGUUCCAUCUAAUGGGAGUAGCAUUGGAGGAAUUGGCUGCAGUUCUAAAUCACAUUAAAUUUAUAAAUUUCAGUUCAUGUUGAGAUAUAAUAAUGAGCAUAUAGCUUCUCUAUUAGAGUUUUAAAAUGUUGUUAAUUUCAUGAAAGUGAAUCAUAGAAGUUUAUAGAUUUUUUAGUGCUGUUCAUGUGGGUGGUUUCAUUG
Dendrobium catenatum is the source of this 955-nucleotide messenger RNA. RefSeq names its product NDR1/HIN1-like protein 12. Gene Ontology annotation, cellular component: plasma membrane. The transcript has a single exon. NCBI's taxonomy places the organism in Eukaryota, Viridiplantae, Streptophyta, Magnoliopsida, Asparagales, Orchidaceae. The coding region runs from base 210 to 812 and encodes 200 amino acids. The record is from RefSeq and is a predicted model, not a curated record.